Molecule: messenger RNA, 1181 nt
Organism: Coregonus clupeaformis (lake whitefish)
Lineage: Eukaryota; Metazoa; Chordata; Actinopteri; Salmoniformes; Salmonidae
Product: glutaminase liver isoform, mitochondrial-like
Exons: 6
Coding region: 174-779 (201 amino acids)
Biological process (GO): L-glutamine catabolic process
Molecular function (GO): glutaminase activity; protein binding
Source: RefSeq, a predicted model, not a curated record
UCAUUUUAGGCGAAAAUUGAAAAAAAGGGUCAGAUCCUUAAGAGGUUAAAUGCCAUGUAUUAAUAGUCGAGUAAACCUUUUUAAACAUUUAUUUGCCAAAUAAAGGCCACAUUUCUUUUUCUCAUGUUGGAUGCUUUAAUUGACACUUUUAUCAUAACCUGUAUGGCCCCUGUAUGGUUCUUUCCCAGGUGGGCUUGCCUGCUAAGUCUGGGGUGUCAGGAGCAGUUCUAUUGGUGGUCCCUAAUGUCAUGGGAGUCAUGUGUUGGUCUCCUCCGCUAGACAAGGUUGGAAACAGUGUCCGGGGCAUACACUUCUGCCAGGAGCUGGUGUCUUCGUUUAACUUCCACAACUAUGACAACCUGAGACACUUGGUCAAGAAGCAGGACCCUCGAAGGCAAGACGGGGAUGAUAGGAACAAGUCUGUGGUGAGCUUGAUGUUUGCGGCCUACAGUGGAGAUGUGUCAGCCCUCAGAAGGUUUGCUCUGUCAUCGAUGGACAUGGAGCUGAAGGACUAUGACUCUAGGACGGCUCUACACGUGGCUGCUGGCGAGGGCCAUGUGGAUGUGGUACGGUUCCUAACAGACGCCUGCAAAGUCAACCCCUUUGUGAAAGACCGGUGGGGCAACAUUCCCCUUGAUGAUGCCAUGCAGUUUGGCCACGGUGCCGUGGUGAAGGUCCUACAGGAUUACCAGGUGGCCUGCCAGGAACAGGAGAGACUACCAGUGGCUGAUACCAUACCCAUACCCCCCAAACUAGAGACUGUAGAAGGCAUGGUGUGAUCAGGGGACGUAUAUAUAUCAAGCGUCUCCCAUUAAGAGUGCUGAUCUACGAUCAAUUUUGCGGAAUGAAACAGAUUAUUAUAGACGGGGAGGACAGUGAUCCUAAAUCAGCACCCCUACUUGAUAAAUGGGCCCAGGGCCAUCAGGGUCUAUUCAUUAGGUCCCAAAUGGAAGAAAACAGACCGAAACAUGGAGAGACUUCCUCAAGUUGUCCAAUAAAGAAAACACUCAUUUUCGUUUUCUGUUGCAAAUGGUAGUGUGUCCGAAGUGGUGCUCUAAUUCCUAUAGACCUUUAGUGCAUUACUUUUGGUUAGUAGUGUGUAUAGGGAAUAGGGUGCCAUUUAGGAUACUGUGUUAUUCCUCCCACCAGGACUUCUCUUUCUUGGGAAAUCUCUGGGUGCG